Messenger RNA from Lotus japonicus, 562 nucleotides. Its product is annotated as protein BOLA2. NCBI's taxonomy places the organism in Eukaryota, Viridiplantae, Streptophyta, Magnoliopsida, Fabales, Fabaceae. The record is from RefSeq and is a predicted model, not a curated record. Gene Ontology annotation, molecular function: 2 iron, 2 sulfur cluster binding. The transcript is spliced from 3 exons. Gene Ontology annotation, biological process: intracellular iron ion homeostasis. Gene Ontology annotation, cellular component: cytosol; nucleus. The coding region runs from base 102 to 383 and encodes 93 amino acids.
CAAACCUUUAUCGGCGUGUGAACAACGCGGAGUGAAGACGCGAGCGAACAUAACAUAUAUUUACCAUAUCCGUUUUGACGAGAGAGAACUGAGAAAGAGAGAUGGGUGUGACGAAGGAACAAGUUGAAUCAUCCUUGAAGGCCAAACUCAAUCCUUCCCAUAUCGAAGUAAUUGAUACAUCUGGAGGGUGCGGUGCGAGUUUUGUAGUCGAGAUUGUGUCUGAACAAUUUGAAGGAAAAAGGUUACUUGAUAGGCAUCGAAUGGUGAAUGCUGCCUUAGAGGAGGAAAUGAAAGAGAUUCAUGCUCUCUCUGUAAAGAAAGCUGUAACCCCAGAGCAGUGGAAAAAGCAGCAGGAGUCCAACCAAUCAAAUCCUGCUGCCUAGAGCUUAUUUCUCAGUUAUAAUAGUAUUUACAAAUAAGAAAUCCAUACAUUCUGUUGCUGACCAUGCUUGUGGAUCAUAGCUAAUUGUACUACUAAAUUUUGGUUUACAAAAUUUGACUCAGUAAGUGAUUGUAUGAUGAUAUGUUUGACCUAUACUUAUUUGGGAAUUGUUAACUAGAA